Pectinophora gossypiella (pink bollworm) is the source of this 3175-nucleotide messenger RNA. RefSeq names its product protein LSM14 homolog B-like. Gene Ontology annotation, molecular function: mRNA binding. NCBI's taxonomy places the organism in Eukaryota, Metazoa, Arthropoda, Insecta, Lepidoptera, Gelechiidae. Gene Ontology annotation, cellular component: P-body. The coding region runs from base 141 to 1793 and encodes 550 amino acids. The record is from RefSeq and is a predicted model, not a curated record. Gene Ontology annotation, biological process: P-body assembly; cytoplasmic stress granule assembly. The transcript is spliced from 10 exons.
ACAGCUGUUUGUAAACGCCGGGCUUGUUACUAACUUCUGUGCUAACUUUCCGUCAGUCAUUUUGUCGAUGACUGAGUUUUUGCGGUCGACGAUAUCUAUAAAAAUCUUUGUCAUCUGCAGUUAAUUUCUAAAGUGUCACAAUGAGUUCUGGCAUGCCUGAGUUGGGCUCUAAAAUAAGCCUAAUAUCGAAAGCUGACAUCCGCUAUGAAGGCCGACUUUUCACCGUUGAUCCUCAGGAAUGUACUAUCGCUUUGGCUAGCGUGCGAUCUUUUGGGACGGAGGAUCGGGAGACGCAGUACCCGGUAGCGCCCCAGAGCCAAGUGUACGACUACAUCUUGUUCCGAGGCUCCGAUAUAAAGGACAUUCGAGUGCUGAACAAUGUUCCAUCACUGCCGAACGACCCCGCCAUCAUGCAGAUGUCGGUGCCGCCGUCGCUGGGCGGGGGCGCGGCGCCGGCGCAGUUCGGCGGGCAGUUCACGCACCCGGUGGUGGGGCAAGCCCCAUACCCGCAGUACCACCCCAUGGCCGGCUUCCCGGCAGGCGUGCAUGCGCCUGGCCUCAACAAGACCAGUGAGUUGUCCCCGCAAACGUCGGUGGAUCUGGCUCCACAGCCACAGCCGGCCACGGCUCCUAUUGGCUCGGGUGUGGCACAUCAUGCCAACCAAGUGAAAGACCAAGGUUCGAUGUUGGAUCUGAUUGGGGGAGGGUCGCAGCAGAAUGCGUCUAGGUCCGGAACCCCGGCCGUGGGCGGACACAGGAAGAGCCCCACCGCCGACCAGGGCACCCAGCAGGUGGGGUCGGUAGCGGGCGGGUCGGGGCAGCAGCGCGAGGCGCGGGGCGGCAGCAAGCAGCAGCAGGCGCGCGGCCGCGCCGACUCGCGCUCGCGGCAGCGGUACCCCAGCGGCGGUGCGCAGGCCGCCGCGCACCACCAGCAGCAGCACCACCAGCAGCACCAGCCGCAACAGCACCACCAGCAGCAGCACCACCAACAACAGCACCAACAGCAACAGCACCAUCAGCAACAGCACCAGCAGCAUCAUCAGCAACAGCAUCACCCCACGCAGCACCACCAGCCUGACGGUGGGGCAGGGCAAGGCUACAACCGCGGCGGGUGGCGCGGACGCGGCCGCGGGCGCGGGCGCGGGUUCGUGCCACGCAACAAGAACACCCUCAAGUUCGACAACGACUACGACUUCGAGCAAGCCAACACCGAGUUCGAAGAGCUACGUAGUCAACUGGCCAAGACCAAGAUCUCUGAUGGUGAAGUGAAGCCAGAGGCCAAUAGUAAUGAGGAACUGCAACCCGUGACGGCGGUGGCUGGUGAGACUGACAAGAAGGAUGACUCUGGCAACGAGACGGGCGCGGGCGAGGCCGAGGUCGACGACGACGGUUUCACCGGCUACGACAAGAACAAGAGCUUCUUUGACAACAUCUCCUGCGAGGCUGUUGAGAGGUCGAAAGGUCGGUCGCAGCGGACGGACUGGCGGACGGAGCGCAAGCUGAACUCGGAGACGUUCGGCGUGGCCAUGGCGCGCCGUGGCGCCUGGCGCGGGCGGGCCAACUGGCGGCACAACCCGCAGCAGCAGCACUGGCGCGGCAUGCGCGGGUCCCGCGGGCGCGGCUUCCCGCAGCAGCACGCGGCGCACGCGGCGCGCGCGCGCCCCGCCGGCGCGCUCACGCAGCCGCCGCCGCACGCGCAGCACCACGCGCAGCACGCCCAGCACCCCAUGCCCGCCGCCGGUAACCACUCCCUAUCCACUUUUAAUACCCAAGUAGGGGAAGCUGUCCUAUGAACACGACACUGAAUCUUAAUUUAUUAUCGCAAGGACUAAUCACAAACGGAAAAGUAACGGAAAAGUGUUUGUUGGUGAUUGAAGUGUUAAAUAUAAUCGUUUCUAAAGUAAAAGAGUUUUGCGGGAAGUAUUAUCGUGGUGAGAGAUAUAAGUUGAAGGACAUAGUUUUGGUGUGAUAGUGUUGUAUCCAAUAUAAUGGAAGGAGUAAGAUGGAAAUUCCCGUAAGCAUGCUACAGAACAAGUUGUAUUCGUCCAGCCGCUCACCGUUAGUGUAAUGUAAGUAUAGUAUAGGGGGCGAACACGUACGCUAAUUGGGCAAGCAUUGGCAUCUAAAUUGGAAUGUAUGUCACAAGUCGACAGUAACGAUAUUAGGCUAAAUUAUGUCGAUAUGUCAAUGUAUCAUAGGGUGAGAAUGAGCCAUGUAAAGAUGCCUCCACUUGUAAAUUUUACUGAGGCUAUGUAGUAAGGUGUCCUGCAUAGUGUAAUUGAAUCUUUAUUUAUGUCAUGCCCAAUGAAUUAUAAUAUAUUUUCCUAAAGCUUCUCACCAAUUAUGCGCAGUCUGUGCCUAUUAAAGUUGUAACGAAAGGUAGAUUAAUGUGAUCGAUGUUAUUAUUUCGGGUCAUUGCACUUCCAUUUUUUUUAUCGUGUUUGCAAUGACGAAAUAGGUGUUAUUAGCAGCAGUCCUACUAAGUGUUAGAAUGUAACACAAUAGUGAAAUAUAUUUUUGGGUCUGUUACACAAGUUCGAGGAAAUAGUUGAUCUGCUGGCAGAUUGUUUGAAAUAAAUGAUUAAUCUAAUCACUAGGUAAACAAGGCACUCUAAAUUGUUGUGAGGGACCCAAAAUAAAAUAAAAUAUUGUAUGACUUGAAGUGUUUUAUUGACUGUCUGUUUUAAUGUUAGUGAUAGAAUUUAAAAAUGUGAUAGUAGGACUGCUGAUGAGAUCUGAUGGCAGUGCCACUGAAUGCAGUGUACACCUCUCUAAGUAUAUCGAACCAGUUAGAUAGAGAUAAUUUUGAAUGAGUAAUGUAUAAUAACUGGCUUAAACUGUUAUGAAAUAUUGAGUGUAGUGCCUCAGGGGGCACCGUCAUACGAUCUUGUGAACUCGUGUUGAGAAGUUCCCGUGUUUUAUCACACAAGUUUAAAUUUUAGUACUUUGUAAAUCUUAUGUUCUGAAAAGGACGAAUUUUAGUUUUUCUAUACAAAUAUCGGAAUCAUUUGUUGUAAAAUAUAUUUCAAAAGUUAUUGGCAAAAGUCCUUUUCGUGUUCAAAUUCCGAAACAAACCUUUGACAAGAAUUAUAUUUGUAAAAAAAUCUGUAACUCAAAAACUGUACCUGGUGAUUGUAUUAAUAUGGAAAUAUACAUUUACUACAAAUCUUCCAAA